Molecule: messenger RNA, 1452 nt
Organism: Cavenderia fasciculata
Lineage: Eukaryota; Evosea; Eumycetozoa; Acytosteliales; Cavenderiaceae
Gene: cap
Product: cyclase associated protein
Exons: 2
Coding region: 1-1452 (483 amino acids)
Biological process (GO): regulation of adenylate cyclase activity; cytoskeleton organization
Cellular component (GO): cytoplasm
Molecular function (GO): actin binding; adenylate cyclase binding
Source: RefSeq, a predicted model, not a curated record
AUGAAUCAAUUAGAAUCAACUUUGGACACCCUCUUAAAGAGAUUGGAUACUGCCACUCAACGUCUUGAAACUGUUGAAAAGGCUUUGGCUUCUGGUGCUGCUGCUGGUUCUGCUCCAGCUGCUGCCGCCGGUUCUGCUCCAUCUGCCGCUGCCGUCACUGAAUUCCAAAAUUUGGUUGAUCAACACAUCGUUCCAUUUGUUGCUCUUUCAAAGCAAUUGGCUCCAGAACUCGCUCAACAAGUUGAUGAAUUAAUUGCAGCACUUGAAUCAGAGAAACAAUUGAUUGCACUUGCUUCAAACUCAAAGAAGCCAACUCAAGAUGCACUCGUUCAAUUGAUUCAACCAAUCAACUUGCAUGCUCAAAAGAUCGAAGCUCUUCGUAACGCCAACAGAUCAUCAAAGGUCUUUAAUAACCUUUCAGCCAUCUCUGAGAGUAUUGGAUUCCUCAGCUGGGUUCUUGUUGAACCAACACCAGCUCCACACGUUGCCGAGAUGAAGGCAUCUGCUGAAUUCUACACCAACAGAAUCUUAAAGGAAUUCAAGGGUGUCAACCAACAACAAGUUGAUUGGGUUCAACAAUACAACGCCUUUUUGGGUGAUCUCCAAAAGUACAUCAAGCAAUACCACACCACCGGUCUUACAUGGAAUCCAAAGGGUGGCAAUGCCCCAUCAUCUGUUCCAGCAUCCUCUGCUCCAUCAGCCGGUGCUCCACCAGCCCCAACUGGUGCUCCAGCCCCACCACCUCCACCACCAGCUGGCUACCUCGACGACAACAAGCCAAAGAAACCAGCUGCCGAUAUGUCUGCCGUUUUCAGUCAACUUGGAAAGGGUGAAGGUGUCACCUCUGGUUUGAAAAAGGUUACCGAUGACAUGAAGUCAAAGAACAACCCAAACAAGUCAUCUGUCGUCAAGGCUGAUGAUCUCAAGACUACUACCACCACCACCACCGCCAAGGCUGCCGCCGCCCCAGCCAAGCCACCCAAAUUUGCUCUCGAAUCCAACAAGUGGUGUGUCGAGUUCCAAAAGGGUAACAAGAACAUUGUCAUUGCCGACACUGAUCCACGUCAAACCGUCUACAUCUACCAAUGCCAAGACUCUGUCAUUCAAAUCAAAGGAAAGGUCAAUGCCAUCACCGUCGACAAUUGCAAAAAGACAGCCAUCGUCUUUGAAAAUGCCAUCUCUUCCUGUGAACUCGUCAACUGUAUCUCUGUUGAAGUACAAGUGACCGGUAAGGUACCAUCAGUCUCUAUCGACAAGACCUCUGGUUGUCAACUCUAUCUCUCACAAGAAUCUUUGGCCACUGAAAUCGUCACCUCCAAGUCAUCUGAAAUGAACGUACUCAUCCCAGGUGCCACUCCAAAUGAUGAUCUCGUUGAAAUUGCCGUACCAGAACAAUACAAGACUCUUGUCAAGGGUAACAGAUUGAUCACUGAAUCAAUGUCUCACGUUUAA